Molecule: messenger RNA, 1950 nt
Organism: Oryza sativa Japonica Group (Japanese rice)
Lineage: Eukaryota; Viridiplantae; Streptophyta; Magnoliopsida; Poales; Poaceae
Product: aspartic proteinase 39
Biological process (GO): proteolysis
Molecular function (GO): aspartic-type endopeptidase activity
Source: RefSeq, a predicted model, not a curated record
CCAGAUGAGGAACCAACAAUUACCAUUUAAAACUCCAUAAAAUACAAAAAGGGAAGGGAUAGUACGUACUUUGCUGAAGAGAUGGCAGCUCCUUUGUUGUUAUCAACAAUCAUUUUGGCUCUAGUGGUGGUAGCAUCCUCUACUCAUGGUACCAUGGCCAAUGGGGUAUUCCAGGUGCGCCGCAAAUUCCAUAUCGUGGACGGUGUGUACAAGGGGAGCGACAUAGGUGCAUUACAAACCCAUGAUGAGAACCGCCAUCGUCGCCGUAACCUUAUGGCUGCAGAGCUCCCACUUGGUGGCUUCAACAUCCCAUACGGCACUGGGCUAUACUACACGGAUAUAGGGAUCGGGACACCCGCCGUGAAGUACUAUGUGCAGUUGGACACCGGUAGUAAGGCAUUUUGGGUUAAUGGCAUCUCCUGCAAGCAAUGCCCUCACGAGAGCGACAUAUUGAGAAAGCUGACAUUUUAUGACCCUAGGAGCUCAGUAAGUUCAAAAGAGGUGAAAUGUGACGAUACAAUAUGCACUUCGCGACCACCAUGCAACAUGACCUUACGUUGUCCGUACAUCACGGGGUACGCUGAUGGUGGCUUAACAAUGGGCAUCCUUUUCACUGAUCUUCUGCACUAUCAUCAACUGUAUGGGAAUGGGCAGACUCAGCCAACCAGCACCAGUGUCACAUUUGGGUGUGGUUUACAACAAUCUGGAAGUUUAAACAAUUCAGCAGUAGCGAUUGAUGGAAUUAUUGGUUUUGGCAAUUCUAAUCAGACUGCGCUAUCACAAUUGGCUGCAGCAGGGAAGACAAAGAAAAUAUUUUCUCAUUGCCUUGAUUCCACAAAUGGAGGUGGAAUUUUCGCUAUAGGAGAAGUGGUGGAGCCAAAAGUAAAAACAACACCUAUAGUAAAGAAUAAUGAGGUAUAUCACCUUGUGAACCUCAAGUCGAUCAAUGUUGCUGGCACAACACUUCAGCUUCCUGCCAAUAUUUUUGGAACGACCAAAACAAAGGGUACAUUCAUUGAUAGCGGUUCAACCUUGGUGUACCUUCCAGAGAUUAUAUAUUCAGAACUAAUACUUGCGGUAUUUGCCAAGCAUCCGGACAUAACCAUGGGUGCUAUGUAUAAUUUUCAAUGUUUUCAUUUUCUUGGAAGUGUUGAUGAUAAAUUUCCAAAGAUAACUUUCCAUUUUGAGAAUGAUCUUACCCUGGACGUGUAUCCAUAUGAUUACCUUCUUGAAUAUGAGGGUAACCAGUAUUGCUUUGGAUUCCAAGAUGCUGGAAUACAUGGAUACAAGGAUAUGAUCAUUUUGGGAGACAUGGUCAUCUCAAAUAAGGUGGUCGUCUAUGACAUGGAAAAGCAAGCCAUUGGCUGGACAGAGCACAACUGUAAGUUUCAACUUGUUCAAAUUUUAUCGAUAAAUUGUUAUAUUCUGUUCUAACACCAGCGGUUGAGGAGGCAUGUGGCGGUAGCGAGGGCCUCAGCCCAAUAGGAAGGAUGCAUGGAGGCUUGUAGAUGGAGGCACAGAAUAAAGUCAUUGGCUAGGAGUAAGGAGUAUGAAUUGGAUGCUGAACUAGCUAUGCCCCUGCAUCUUGGCUGUUCUAGCCAUGGCAAGGAUAGUGUUACGGCUACAAUUUAGGAGGUGAACGAGGUUGCGAAGGUUGUAUAAUUGUCAAACUAGUGGCCAAGGCCCUAGCACUCUAGGAAUCCGAGGCGCCAGGCCAGUGUGAGAAGGGAAAGGAAAGAGAAAAAACUUUGUUUAUCCCUUUGAUUAUCCUCCACAGUCCAUCCCUUUUUGGGGUGGAGUUACAUCCAAAUAAGCCUUUUUGGGGGUGUAUUUAUAUCCUUGGGUGCCCCUUGUCUAAAUAGAACUAGGAAGACAAGUUUGGAUACAAUCCGACUAGUCCUUCUAGUGUCCAAGUAGGACUUUGCUUCUCUUUCCUUAUUCGGAAUACCU